AUGUCGUUUGCAAACUACGAUAUAGAAGCACAGCAUCCCUUGGGCAAACGAGGGCAGAGGGAAGAAGCAUUAGGCUCAGCCCAGGACCCAGACUCGCAAACAGAAGCUACUAAUGGACUCAAUACUAUAAUCGGAAAAACUUCUGCCCAAUUGCAAGUUUUUGGCUCUUUAAUUUCACAGCUAGAUAUACAAAGAAAACAAGUUGGAACACGUAGAGACUGUCUUCAAUUGCGGGAGAAUAUCGAGGAGCUAACGACUGAUAUUGGUGGAAUGGACAGAUCCAUCCAGCUCCUUAUUCUGAAUAUUCUGCAAUUAAUCAACAAGAAACUGACUGUAAAACCAUCAAAUUUGGAAGAAAAUAGACUGAUGCAAGUGUCAAAUAAGCAGAUGGUGGUAAAAGAGCGAUUGGUUAGCGAAUUUAGCGAAUUACAUCGUCUGUUUCAGCGUUCAAUAAGAUUAUACAACGAGAAGAAAAGGUCUUAUCCUUUAAAGGAUAUUUUGGAUCACCAUAGCAACCAAGCAGCCAACGAAACAACACCGUUGAUAAGUUCAGAAUCAAAUGGAGGUCAAUUGCAAUCGCAGCUUCAAGUACAAGAACAACAACAGGAAGAUACUAUAAACGACACCGAGCUCCAGUACCAUAUCUUGCUUACCGAGGAGAGAAAUCGUGAAAUCAACCAAGUCACGGAAGGAAUCGUGGAAGUAAACGCAAUCUUCAAAGACUUGGGCCAAUUGGUAACCCAGCAGGGAGAACUGUUGGAUACUAUAGAAGAUAAUAUUCUCCAAUUGCAGGGUAACACUCAACAGGCACUGAGAGAGUUGACAAAAGCUAAUGAGUACCAGAAGGCAAAGAGUAAAUGGAGCUGUAUCAUUUUAGUGGCACUCAGUAUAUUUGUGUUAAUCAUAAUAUUGGCAGCAGUUAGUUAG
Scheffersomyces stipitis CBS 6054 is the source of this 927-nucleotide messenger RNA. RefSeq names its product SNAP receptor (gene VAM3). NCBI's taxonomy places the organism in Eukaryota, Fungi, Ascomycota, Pichiomycetes, Serinales, Debaryomycetaceae. The transcript has a single exon. Gene Ontology annotation, molecular function: SNARE binding; SNAP receptor activity. Gene Ontology annotation, biological process: Golgi to vacuole transport; vesicle fusion; intracellular protein transport. Gene Ontology annotation, cellular component: SNARE complex; membrane; endomembrane system. The coding region runs from base 1 to 927 and encodes 308 amino acids. The record is from RefSeq and is a predicted model, not a curated record.